CGCCCGGGGCAUUGGCACACGCGCUGGCGCUCCGCGCAGACGCGCGCACCACACCGACGACGCGCUCCAGCGCCCGUGUUGCCGACGUGUGGAGGAAAAGCGCUGCUACUGUUCCUGCUGCUUGUCUGCAAUGACGAAGUAAAAGUGCGCUGUGUGCCGAGGCAAGGAGGGCGCUAAUCUCUUUGACCGGUCCCCGAGGCAACGUUCUGCCCAUCGAACACCGUUCGCUCCGCUUGUUUGAUCGGUGAAUUAGCGAGCUGCUCGCUACACUCGGCUGCGUUUUGUCUGCGUUGCUCGGAAGUCGCUGACGUCGACGCACUUCGACAUGGGUUAGGCUGCCCUGAAAGGAUAGGAGCUUCCCUCGAUCCCAAGAAUUCUUGAACUGACCGCCACCGAAGUUUGAUAAACUGUUGAUCCCUCUUGUCUUUGUCGUCCUUCUGCUGAGCGCCGUCGCUUCUGCCAAGUUCGAAUGACUCGAAACAAGUGGUUCCGCGUCACCCAGCCCUUUUCGAUCUGCGGAAAUGCCUGAAGCCACCUGCUCGGCUGCUACGACGGUGGUAAUAACUUGAACACCAACAAAUUUGAUUCGGAGGACAUGACAACAUCAGCACAAGGAGCUACAGAAGCCCUGCUGACCGCUGUGAUCUGUACCGUCCUCUCGGUAUCGACAACAGCCGCGCCCGGCUCAGGGGCUUUGGCUGCAAACAGCGUCGAGCCACCAGAGAAGGUCGUGAACCCCGGCGAAAGCCUCAGUAUCCCAUGUUUCCUGGAAACACCCGGCGGCAGCGUGCAGUGGAUGCGUAAUGGGCACCCCGUGGUUCUCGACCUGGGCUCGGGAGGCGCAGGUAGCCGUCGCCAGUGGAACAUCUCACGCGACGGCACUGCCGCGCUCACCAUCACUCAGGUGACGCGAGCCGACGACGGCUUGUGGGAGUGUCGAGAGUUUGCCGACGACGACUCCGUCAGGAGGGUGACCAAAGUGCUCAAGCUCGUCGUAACUGGCGCUCCUGAAGAGCCGUUUCUGACGGUGAGUGGUGAGCGGCUGCAAGAUGGCUCCCGAGUCACUGUCCAAGAGCGUGAGGAGGUGGAGGUGGGCUGCGUGGCGCGCCGUGCCGUGCCCGCCGUUCGAAACAUGCACUGGAUGCUGGGAGAGACAAACAUGACUGGGGCCAGUCAGCUGUACGUGGAGUUCUCUCCUCAGGAAGACUCGUACACCACGCGCAGUGUGCUCAGCCUUAACGCGUCGCGGGAUCUGCACGGACUCCAGCUGUCCUGCCACGUGUACCACGUGUCAUGGCCAACCUCCACGGCCGUGGCCGCCUCGCUUGACGUUAUGUAUGUGCCGUCCUUCUCGAUCUCCCGGGAGCCCGGCUUCGGUUUCCCCAUCCUGGAGAAGAUGCCUGUGUCGCUGCAUUGCGCCGUGGACGCCAAUCCACCGUGCGCUCCGCGAUGGCUGAAGGACGACGGGCCGCCUCCCGUACCUCAGAGUCCUGACGGAUACCUCAACUUCUCGGCCAUCGAGCGGCAGCAUGCCGGUUGGUACCGCUGCGCCGCCGUCCAUCACUUGGGAACGUUCGCCUCAUUCGGAUACUACCUCAACGUGCGAUACGGUCCCGAGAUCGUCGAGCAGCCGCCGUCGCAGGUGUCGGCCGACUUCGGCGAGCCCGUGCAGCUGGACUGCAAGGCCGACGGCAAGCCGCCACCGUCCUACUGCUGGACGCGGGUGCGAUCGGGUCGGCUCGAGAGCAUGGCCUCCGAGAGCUCUCUCCUGCUAGACCCGGUGCUGUACUCGGAUGCCGGCAGCUACCAGUGCACGGCGACAAACCACCUCGGAUGGAAAGAAGAGCGUGCGCGCACCAGAAACAUCCUGCUCACGAUAUCAGGCCGACCCGACGUCCGAGCGGUGAAUAAAACCCUGAUGGCAAUUGUGGGGAAGCCUGUGAGGAUCACAGUGCUGGUCUGUGCCAACCCUCCACCGACACGAGCUUACUGGAUCGUAAGGCGCGUACUCCUGAGCCCUGGGGACGCGUCGCACGCCCAUUACGUCGCCAAGAACUACAGUAGUGCCGAUACGCCGUUUUGUCGAACCACGUCUCUCGAGAUUAGAUCAGUUCGCCCCGACGAUGGCGGAGAAAUACUGUUUGUUGCGAGAAAUCCGAAGGGCAUCGACGAUGCAGCCAUACUCCUCAACGUCACACAUCAAGCGAGCCUGUCGUUCACCGAGGAGAGCUCCUUUGCAGGCAAGAAGUCCUUUACCGUGCCUUCGGCUAUAUAUGUCAAGGAAAUCAAUUCAGCUGUAAAUGCUAAUGAAUCAGCGCGUUAUCACAGCAGUGCAAGAAAAAUAUUGUACUCGAAUUCUUACAAAGGCGAGGACUUAACUGGCUGCUACCAACAUGCAUGA
Messenger RNA from Rhipicephalus sanguineus (brown dog tick), 2401 nucleotides. RefSeq names its product hemicentin-2. Gene Ontology annotation, cellular component: cell-cell junction. The coding region runs from base 596 to 2401 and encodes 601 amino acids. The transcript is spliced from 10 exons. Lineage: Eukaryota; Metazoa; Arthropoda; Arachnida; Ixodida; Ixodidae. Gene Ontology annotation, molecular function: cell adhesion molecule binding. Gene Ontology annotation, biological process: cell-cell adhesion. The record is from RefSeq and is a predicted model, not a curated record.